AUGAUGUCUUUGCUACACUCCUGGAGUAUUCCUCCGAACAACACCAGCAGUCACAUCCUCCCCCUCACUCUCAUCCAGCUCAAUCAAUGCCCCGCCGCCUCAGACUGGAGAAUCAUGGCCGCAACACACGGACGGAAACCCACAACAGACGAUAGCAUUUUCGAGCCUCACAUCCUCCGAGGCAACCUAAGCGACCAAGUCCAGAACUUCUCGGACUGGGCAUCCGCCCGCAAAUUUCGCAUCCUGGACACAGUCAAGCACGACCACCGCGAGAUCAAGUCCUUCUACGAGCUGAUCGUCAAAUCCACCGAUCCGGCCGAGCAGACCAAGUACCAGAACCAGUUCACCUGGGAACUGGCGCGGCAUACAGUCGGCGAGGAGCUGGUCGUUUACCCUGCGUUUGAGAAAUACCUCGAGGACGGGAAGGAGUUGGCAAGGAGGGAUAGGGUCGAGCAUCAGAAUGUUGUAAAAGAACAGCUCAAGAUCUUCCAGGACAUGAAAUCCACGGACCCGAACUUCAUCCCCACGCUUGAAUCCCUCUGGAGUGAUCUCCAGGAGCACAUACAUCACGAAGAGGAAGACGAUAUCCAGCGGCUGGACGACGCGCUCUCGCAGGAGGAAAGCGUCGGGCUAUCACAGGCACUGAACAGGACGAAGAUCUUCGCGCCUUCGCACGCUCAUCCGAUGGCGCCUUCGGCACCGCCGUUUGAGACGGCGGCGGGUUUGCUUACGGCGCCGUUGGAUCAUUUGGCGGAUUUGUUUCGGAAGUGGCCUUCUUCUACGAAGAGGACUUAA
Aspergillus thermomutatus is the source of this 795-nucleotide messenger RNA. Its product is annotated as HHE domain protein. NCBI's taxonomy places the organism in Eukaryota, Fungi, Ascomycota, Eurotiomycetes, Eurotiales, Aspergillaceae. The record is from RefSeq and is a predicted model, not a curated record. The transcript has 2 exons. Bases 1 to 795 code for a protein of 264 amino acids.